Messenger RNA from Myodes glareolus (Bank vole), 3621 nucleotides. The record is from RefSeq and is a predicted model, not a curated record. Lineage: Eukaryota; Metazoa; Chordata; Mammalia; Rodentia; Cricetidae.
AUCACAUUGUUGGGCAUCGGGGUCGGGGAUGGGACACAGAAGACAGAGGGAAGGGACCUCUGGGUCCAGCAGCCUGGGCCAUGUCGAAAGUGGCUAGCUUAUCUUACAAGAAAAGCCAGAAACUCUUACAGUCCUUGCGCGACCAGCAACGGCACUCCCUGGGCAAGGGGUUUGAGAGUACCAAUAUCCUCCUCUCGCCCAAGUAUUGCCUCAAAGACAAGGAUCUGAGAAAGAUCCACAAGGCUGCCCGUGACGGGGAUGCAUCCAGACUGCAGCAGCUCCUGCUUGGGAAGUGCGGUGUGAACGACAGAGACAAGAAGAAGAGGACCGCCCUCCACAUUGCCUGCGCUUACGGCCACCCAAAAGUAGUGAAGGCCCUGAUCGAAGGAAAGUGUGAGGUGGACGCCAUUGACAGUGACAAAUGCACAGGUCUGGUGAAGGCUGUGCAAUGUCAGGAAGAAGAAUGUGCCACCAUCCUGCUGGAGAACGGUGCCGACCCAAAUAUUGUGGAUGCCCGGGGCAACAGCGCUCUCCACUAUGCUGUCUAUUAUAAGAAUACAUUCCUUGCUGCAAGACUGCUUGAACAUGAAGUGAAUAUUGAAGAGAAGAAUAAGAGUGGCUUCACGCCAUUUUUACUGGCUGUCAGUGAAAACAAACUGAAGAUGGCAAAAUUUUUAUCAAUGAAGAAUGCUAAUGUGCAUGCAACUGAUAACCGGAAAAGAACAGCCCUCAUGCAUGCUAUAAGUCAUGACUCAACAGAUAUAGUCAGAUUUAUUCUUCAGCAAGGUGUAGACCUCUUUUGGAAAGACGCCUUUGGAUUGACUGCAAUCGAUUAUGCUGAUAAUUUUAAAUAUUAUGCCAAUAUGAAAAUCCUUCUUGAAUAUAAAGAGAAGAGAGACGAGAAGUCUGAAAGAGUCAGCCUAGUGGAGGAAAGGACUGAAGAGGACUCUUCCAGAAGUGUCUCGAUAAUGGAGGAGGAGAGUGGGUACACUGAGUUCAAACGAAGACUAGCCAGCAUCCAGAGUGGCUCUCUGCUUCCCAGUUCUUCAUCUGACCCAAAAGAAGGACCAACAGAGUCAGGGAGUGGAAAAAAUGAAAAAGAGCUGGCUGGAGGGGUGACAUCAGUGGAAGAACCGGGGAGGCUCGAUGGCAGAGGAGAUGACCAGCUCCAGGAAGGAUUGGCUGAACCCGGAACUGGAAGAGAAGAACAAGCAGAGCCGGCUGAAGGGGUGAAAUCAGUGCACGAACCAGGGAGGCUCAAUGACAAAGGAGAUGACCAGCUCCAGGAAGGUGCAACCGAGCCAAGGGCUAGCAAAGAAGAUGAAGAUCUCCCUUUUACAGAUAUGGCACACACAUUAGCCACAGAAAAAGAAGUUAAGGACGAAUCAUCCUGGGAUUCUGAGAGUGUCUCUGAGACUCUUCCACUUAUUCGCGUUGGUGUUGAUGGAAUGUUACAAGUAAAUGGCCAAGCAGUAGAAAAUCCGGAGAAAUAUCUUCAUUGGCUGCCUAACAGAAAAGGGAAAGAUUCUGUCCCUGAUCAAAGGAAAGGAGUCGGGGAUGCACAGGCAUCCACACCAGCAGAGCCAGGCUUAGAACUGACUUCGGAGGAAGAGCGCAAAGGGCCUGCCAGGAAUGAAGAAAAGCUGUGUCGGCCUUCCUUAAAGGUUGAAGAAGAAAGGAAGCAGGAAUGGGACGGAGGGGAAGCAUCAGAGAGCCUGUGUGCUGCUGCUCUUGACCACGGUGACGGUGGAUCACCUCUAACAAGGAAGAAUGGGACGUCUGGCUCCCUGCGGUCUCCUAGUACCGACAUCAAAGAGCAGGAUGGUGGUUUUGCCUCUAAUGUAAAAGAAGAAAAGGAAAGAGGGCAUGAAAACUGGUCAUCUGGAGACUUUGUGACUGAACUGACGGCUGGGGGGUCUGAGUUGGCGGCUCAUCUCCUGAGAGUGAAGGAUACUUGCAGUUUAAAUGACAGCAGCCCUGAUAAAGGAAGGUCUUCAAAUCAAAAAUCAAAGGAAAAGCACAAGGUCAGAAGAGAAACGAAAGCUGUGGAAGACACUGAUGACCUCACUCAGCCAUCUGAGCCGUCCCCAGAGGGCGGCAAGUUGCCAGACCCUCAUUAUCAAGAGGCAGACCUUUGUCCUACCAGACAGCAAACAGAAACGGAAAAGGAGCCCUGGGAGCUACUGAACAGGAAAACUGGAAAUGUGGAAAACAGAGAAGCUAAAGAGGAGGGGAUGAAAACAGAGCCCGUGAGAUCAAGAGUUGCAUUAAAACACAAAGAGAAGAAGAAAGAGAAUGAAGGAGUGAAGACCGAGUUACCAGGGAAAGAUGGACUUUCCACCAAAGACGCUGAAGACCAGCAAUAUGCCAUGGCUCUGGGGAUCCUGCACAUGAGAGCAAAGCAGACCUUGUGUCAGUUGCAAGCGGCACAGGAUCGACAAAGAGAAGUCAUACAGAGUUCUCAGAAGAUGCAAGAUCGCUUGCAGAAGUUUCAAGUUAAAUGUUCUGAGGCAGAAGGUACACUACAAGAACAAGGAGAGAAAAUUGCAGAGCUUCAGGAGCUAUGGGCAGGCUUGAUGGGAAACAAAGACGAACAGCUAAAGAAACUCAACAAAAUCAUACUAUGUCUGAAGUGUUCUUUGGACCAAAAGAAGAGUAAAAAUGAAGAAUUGGAGAGGGAGUUCACUGAAAUAAAGAAGCAUUUAGAAAUAAUGAAAAGAAAAUUGAAUGAUCAUGAAAACGGAGAAUUUAGUUGCCAUGGAGAUUUAAAAUCUAAAGAACUUGAAGUGAAUAUUUCAGUGGAUGUGUUAAAAAAUGAGAUUCAUGAAUUGAAAGAAAAAUGGGGAACUAUAAACGCCAAAUAUCUACCUCUGAAUGUACAAUUUAAAUACAUUGAGCAGGAGUUGUUAUCAAUAAAAAUAGCACAAAGGCAAUACGAGAAGCUCCACAAGGAUCAGAAGAUUCUGGAAAGAGAAGUGCUAGAACUGCAGCACCAGCUCCGAGAGAACAUGGCAAAAUCAGAAGAUAAAAAACAUGAAUUGGCACUAAGAGACAGUAAUAAUGAUUCGAUAAUGAGUCAAAUGGAACUCAGGCUGAAAAAUCUUGAAUCAGAGCUUGAGAAAAUGGAAGCUGAAGGAGAGUCUAAUACAAGAAAGGCAGAGAAAUACAAGCAGUGUCGUGGCAAAGAAAGGGAGCUCAGCAAGAUAUUAUCACAGAAGCUCAGCAAGACUAACAGUAAACUGAGUAAAGUCAGAGCAGACAUUCUGCUGGUGACAGAACAGAACAGAACUAUGCAGAGUGCUCUCAGUAUGAGAACUGUCCCCAAAUGUCCUGAUGUCACAAACUGUAAUACUUGUGUAAAAUGCGACGCUAGCUUCAUUACAAGCAGAACCCCAGAGCCUUCUACAUCCAGCCUUCAGCCUUCGGAGUCUAGGAGGAGAAGUCUGCUCAAGAAGCAGCAGAAAAUGGUAAAAGACAUAACUGAAGAGGUAGAUAAAGCUGCAGCUGAACUUGAGUGUUGGUCCUUAGAAGCUUAUCCUUCAGGAUCUAAAUAACAAGAUCUACUUUAGGAAGACAACAAAAAUACAUACAGAUUGAAAAUAAAUAUGGUUUUCUGAAAGA